Neodiprion fabricii is the source of this 2415-nucleotide messenger RNA. RefSeq names its product carboxypeptidase N subunit 2-like. Lineage: Eukaryota; Metazoa; Arthropoda; Insecta; Hymenoptera; Diprionidae. The transcript has 6 exons. Gene Ontology annotation, molecular function: protein binding. The coding region runs from base 102 to 1988 and encodes 628 amino acids. The record is from RefSeq and is a predicted model, not a curated record.
UCUCUCCAGCUAGCUUCUCUUUCGGAAAUCUAAUUAUUCCUCCUUGUCAUCUGACCACGGUUACACGCCACAUCUUUUGCUAUUCUAUACGUUUUACUAUCAUGAAGAUCGUCACGCUGUUUUUAUGGCCAGUUUUAAUCCCGGCUUGGUGUUUUGGACAGAUAAUAGACAUCGGUGGAAUAUGGGAGAUACAAUGUCCUCAUGUAUGCAAUUGUCAGAUAGCAAAGUUCUAUGAUUUGCCUUUGUAUCGGUGGGCCAACAUGAACACGAAUAAUCAAGAGGAUUUAGAACCGGGGGUGAAUUAUUAUCAAAGUUUGAACAAUGACGAACCAAUGGCAACCGAGUUGUUGAAAGUAGCCACGUGUGUGCUGACAAAGGACGCAAAGCAGUUGCUGGAAUCUCUUCCGAUAGAUUUGCAGGUAUUGACUAUUCUAGAAUCUGGAGACGGAGACAAAGAAAUCCGGUUGAGUUCCACCGACACUAAUCGUUUCACCGAUUUGAUAUCCUUGGAUAUCCAAGGAAUGGGGUACAACGACAGACUCAGAAAUUCCGGCGGGAAGCUCAAAUUAACCAAUAAAAGAUAUGGAAUAGUUCUAGAUGUGGACGCGUUGCUUCCGCUCGGUCCGACGCUUCGCUACCUCAACUUAGAACGCGUAAGGCUCUCGAGUAAAAGUACGUUCAAUAAAGGUCAAGUGAACUUGGUCGUCAAGCCGGUAAGUCAUGCGAGCAAUGAACACGAGGAUCAGGAUUCUGGACCAGAAGGUGAAGUUGUCAACCAGAAUGGCUUGAGAUUGAUAUUUUUGAGCCACGGGGGUGACGGAGAGAACGGCGAGGAAGAGGAGCGAGAAAUUUUGCCGUAUAAUUUGUACAAACAAGAAGUCGAGGGCUACAGAGAAUCUGCGCAUCUCUUUACAGGCUUAGGAAGAUUGACGCACUUGAGAGCCUACGAUUGCGCGCUAAAAGAUAUUUCUUGGGAGAUGUUUGACGGCUUGGACAGUCUGGUUUUAUUGUCUCUGGAGAAAAACGAUCUGAAAGUCAUUCCUAAAUUCUGCUUCUACGGUACACCCAUUUUGAAGUCACUAUCUUUGGCGGAGAAUCAGCUACUGACUUUGACGAGCGUCGAGCUGGCUGGACUAUUGGCACUUGAACGAUUAGACCUUCGAAGAAAUAAUUUAACUUUCUUGUCCGAACUCUCCUUUCCCCCGUUUCCAGUACUGGUCGAAGCCGAUUUUACUGGAAAUCCGCUCGAUUACAUAUUUCCAAGCACAUUUGAGAUCAUGAACGCGACAACUAAAUUAUAUCUCGGAGGCGACGGUACGCUUCUCAAGUUGCAGCAAAAUUCGUUUCUAGGAUUGCGCUUGCUGGAAGUAUUACACUUGUUUAAUGUAGAGAUGCAGGUGUUAGAGCGUUUUAUAUUACGAGGAAUGCCGGCGCUGAAGGAGUUGAAAAUGAACGGAAACAUAAGCAGCAUAGAUUUUGACGCGUUUCUCGAGCUUAGAAGUCUGGAAGAUCUGGACCUGAGCAAUUGUCAAAUUCGAGAAUUAUCCAUGGAUGCUUUUUACGGUUUGGAAAAAGUCAAGCGUAUCGAUUUGUCCAGAAAUGAAUUAGAGACUAUUCCCCCUGGCCUGUUUACUCUGCAGCAGCAAACCGACCUGAGGGAAAUUCUACUUAAUAAAAAUAAACUAACCAUGCUUCCGUUAGACUUUUUUAAAAGCCUUAAAAAUCCUGGCAAGCAACACCAAAUAUUGAAUUUGAGAUUAGACGGAAAUCCUUGGGACUGCAACUGUGAUAUGAUUUAUUGGAACCCGAAUCUGGUGAACCGAGUCAAGGAAACUGCACCUCGUUGUACAACACCAACUAAACUAAAGAAUUGGGGAGUUUUUUACGCUCUGCGUAAAGGAGGACUUCGUUGCAAGCGCAUAAAACGACGGCAUUUUCGGACAGGUCAUAAGCUCUCAAGUUACGAAGACACCAAUAACAUCAGCUAGAUUCUAGACAACGAUCCGCACAAUUUACCGUGUCACUAUAAACUUAUUAUGCACAUUUUAAGGUAGAUAGCUCGCGUAAAAUAUCGGAAUAAGAAAUUGACCAAAUCAAUUUUAAUUUGUAGCCAUACUAAUUCAACAUCUGUAUCUUAGCGUCUGAGACAAUGCUCAAAGAAGCGUAACAAAGUGAGAUUGCCACAGCAUCCGUUUUCAUGUACUUGACGAAACAAUUUUACACUGCGUCAUAUCGAAGCUGGAAAAAUGCAUCUUUAAUGCCCUCGCACAUUCUGUAAUCGUUUACUCACAAGACAAAUUUUGUAAAUUUUACGUUGUUCAAAUUGCUGCGCGUUAAACUUUAAAAAUAAAAAUUUAUUUAGACUAGAUUGUAAUGUUAUAAAUUCUGUAUCAUGCAAUAAAAAAAAUAUGAAUU